AUGGCAACUGCACAAUAUCGCGACUGGUACAUGCCAAGCCGCUCGCAUGCAUUUGAAUCCGCCGAGAUAGCCUUCCAAGAGGCAAAGGGCAUCUUUGAAAGAGAAGGUACCAAGGAUAUCAACAAGAAAAAUCGCUUGGAAAGCAUCAAUGCAACGACAUUGGACGACCUUAUCAGUGCGGUCAACCAAGCAAGGCAACAUUACAAUCAGGAUCGGACACAUUCAAAGAUGAGAAGACAUCUUGAGCAUGUCUCGGAAAGGAUACACUUCUAUGGGAAUAUCAUGGACGUCUUUGUGCAACAUCAUCCCGAGUAUGUUUGCUUAGCGUGGGGAACGAUGAAAUUGUUGAUUGGAGCUGUUGUGGAGCACAAAAAGACGGGCUCGGUAAUCGCAAAUAGCCUCCUCGAUAUCGCGGAUGCUCUCCCACGAGUUGAACUGGUCUCCAUCCUAUAUCCGACAGAAUCUCUUCGACGAAUGGUUGCUACACUCUACGCUUUCAUAAUAAAGUUUCUCCUUCGAGCACUCAAAUGGUAUGAAGAAGGAUCUUUCAAACGAGCAAUCCACGCUGUGACAAAACCGGCCGGCCUAUACUUGGAUGACAUUCUUGAAGAGAUGUCUCGCAUCACUAGUAGUAUCAUGGCCGAAGCAACGGCUGGCAGUCACGCCGAGCAGCGCGAUAUGCAUAACGAAGUUAUCGCUAUCCGCAAGACUGUCGAAGGGGCGGGCAAUACGAAUCAAGCGGAGCAUAAAGACCAGCGAAAGAUGUUACAAGAUCUUUUAGAUCUUGUGAAAGGAUUAAAGAUUGACGUGCAUUCUGGGCAAAUUGUUGCUCAGACUGAGCGAGCCCAGAUUUAUCGAACCAUCUGUGACGUGAAAUCAACUCAAGUGCUUCACGUGUUGUCUUCUCAGUGUCUCAUCGACUAUGAAGCGAGCUUACAGACAUCAAAAGGUCAACGUGAUCGACGAAGAUCCCUCAAGUCAACACCCUUUUGGAAGUCCCGUGAUCUCCAAACUUGGAAUAAGUCACCAAUCUCUUCCUUGUUCCUUCUAAAAGUCCGUAUUGCAGAUAGACAGUCUGCCCAGGAUUUCUGUACCAACGCCAUUCAGCAACUUUUAGAGGCCGGAAUUGCCAGCCUUUGGAUUCUCAAACCUCGUGAUGAAAGUUAUUCUUUCAUAGACGCUUUGAAGAGUCUCAUUCAGCAAGCUACGAUUUCAAUCAACCGCCUCAAUAGUGAAAAUGGCCCCGAGCUGGAUAUCAAUCGCUUUCUUCAUGCAAAUUCUGAAGAACACUACUGCGAUAUUCUUGCCGAGCUCCUCUCCUCACUCAAGGUUGUCUAUUUCAUCGUACAACUGGGCGCUAUAGAUUCAAACGAGAUAUCUCAAUUCUUAUCUUGCCUUCGGAAGGUGAUUCGACAGAUCUCUGAUCGUGGCGCACAAACGAUAGUGAGAAUCCUAGUGAUCAACUGGGCCCCUGGAUACAAUCUAGGAGAAACAGUGUCAAAUCAUGAGCGUCGCACUCGAUCCCAAAUUAUGAGAGUUCCCAAACGCAAGAAGCUUCGGCCUCCCAACCGGCCACUUUUGACUAGUGCAAUGUCAUGA
Molecule: messenger RNA, 1599 nt
Organism: Penicillium cataractarum
Lineage: Eukaryota; Fungi; Ascomycota; Eurotiomycetes; Eurotiales; Aspergillaceae
Exons: 3
Coding region: 1-1599 (532 amino acids)
Source: RefSeq, a predicted model, not a curated record